GGGGAGGAGAUACGGGAUAGUAGAUACCGGGUGGCAAAUUUUAACGCUUCUCCGUCUCGCUUCCAUCCCGCUCGUCUCUUUUCAUCUCUCACCACGCAGCCUCCGUAGCUUCCUUUUCAGUAUGAUUCGCGCGGUCCGAGCGCGAGCAUCGUGUACCCCAGACUGUCAUCUCAUUGUCGCGUCGCUUAUUUUGUUACCAUGUGAAAAAAUUGUAUAUAUCUAGUGGAGAGUCUUAUAUCAAAGUUGAAUUCAACUUGCAAUCAAUACUUUUCGAUGAAUUAUAUUUUUAAUGAGUAUGGAGAUAAACAAUUGCUACGAAGAGACAUUACUUGUUUCAAGGAGUACAAAUAAUUUUUGCAUGUAAUAGUAAUCUUCAAAAAUCUUUAAAAGUUUAUUUGCACUAUAAAUAUAUAAAGUAAGAGAACGUUUUGGUCAGAAAUUUUUAAUAAUUUUGGAUUAUAAUAUUUGAGAGCUCAUUAGUGAUUCAUCGACUUCUUCGAACCCUCCAAACUUCCGUACGUUCUAAUUUAAUAAUAAAAUAUCUACAUUAUUUACAUUGGUUAUCAAUUUUAUUAUCUUGUGAAUAUAACAAGAUAAAAUUACUUUAUUGAAAGUUUUGCGAAGCAUAUUAAAGCCGAACUGAAUUGAACAAGACAACCGAUCGCUGCAUUAAACGAGUUGUUUUUAAAGAGAUUAGCUAAUCCUUUGUUAUGGUAAUUUUGAUUGGCGUUAUUUACACAAUAAGUGCGUAAGAUGAGUUUCAUGACACUCUCGAUUUUCACGUUGAAUUCGUCAGACUCACGAGCUUUUUCUGAAUUUUUAUAUGUUGUAAAAUCUAAUAAAAGUUUCUCGUACUCCAAAUAAAAAGUGAUACAAAUUAUUCUCGGUCCAUUUUUUAUAUGUAAAUUAAAAUAAAUUUAAAUUAAAGUCUAUUGGAUUUUUAACGAAUAAUUUUCAUUAUAAUUGAAUCGUACCAAUUACUUCAAUCAUUACUUAUACCAUUGACAAUUUUUAUACGAAUCUUAAUUAAUACUGCAAAUAUAUAGAUACAACAAUAACUAUCCAGUCUAAUGUAUUUCGAUUUUUGUGAUUAACAAUUUCGUUGUUGAUUCACCGAGAUUCAUUCGGAUCUCGAGCUUUUCAAGCUGUCGCGUAUAAAAAGUCGGUAGAAUUGCGCUACUUUGCUAUUCAAAUAUCGAGCGAGCCAGACGAGAUUUAAUAAACCCGAUCGGCCGAAUUCAUUUUGGAUAUUGAAGAGCGUGAGAUAGAUUAGAUAUGAUAUAAAUUCAUAGGAGUUUCGUAAGCCUGAAGAUGACACGUAACAUUGAAAUUCAAAUCAACAGAUUCUUUGCAAAAAUUAAUAAUCUUAAUACCAUAUAUAAACUAAAUUAUACUGGCAAUUAAGUCUUUAAUUAUAAACCUUCAAAUAUGUACUUAAGCUUUUGAGAGUUCGUCCAUAAGUUUUAAUUAAAUAAUUUUUUUUAAUAGGGCACGAUAAGCUUAAUAAUGUUGAAUUUUUGAUAACGUGUAAAAAAAAAAUUAUUAAAGAAAAUUAUCAUUUGCACUACUUUUUUUAAAGUCGUAAUUCAUUCAAUAUGUUACAUUAUUUUCUUAUUAAAUUUGUUGUCUUAGAAAUCAAUCCUUUUGUCAGAAAAUUUGCAACUAAAAGACUAAAACAAAAAUACUUUCCGCAUACAUCUAACGCCAAAGAAAAUUCACCUCGUGACUCAUCUGACCUUCGAUAGCUUUUCUACUUGACAUUUUUGGCGGAAAUUGUUUCACCCGGAGUCCCUCAGAAAAUCUGCGGGAGAUAAACUUCAUAAAUGCAGGAUUUCUUUCGUAAACGGCUAACAUUUAAUAAAUCACAAUUUAUCAAAUAAAAUUUCAGAAAAGGGAUGGGGAUAAUAGCUUGUAGACAAGUGAAUAAACAUCUAUCUCUCUUGCCUCCUGCGAAUGUCGGCAGAUUCGAAGAAGGAAGAGAACAAUCUCGAUUUGAUAUGAAACGCGAGUGAAAAUUUCGCAAAGAAAGUGAGAAGUGUCUCUCUCUCUCUCUCGAGUGUGUGUUGAUGUGGUUCGGACAAUGGACAAACUGUACCGACAACGAAACGAGAGCAUCAAUGGAGUCGAGACGCGAACAGCAGAAAUUGGAAAAAUCUUUUUUUAAUUUUUUACAACGAGAUUACAGGCACAGCGAGUCACAUUAUUUCUUCAGAUUAUCUUCAAGAAUACUUGGAAUCGGCACAAGGACCUCACGUAUCCGUGUUAUCGAUCGUGACUGGAGGUAUUAAUCCUGAGGACUCUAUCGAGGCUCGUCAUGCUGGUCCCGGAGGGCAAUUUGACAUCUUGGGCCAGUAACUGGACGACGCUGCUGCACCAGGUGUCCUGCAACGACACUCUAUUGGGCUGCGCCGAGAAGUGCGACAUCGUUUCCGACGGAUUCGAUCACCUUUGCACCGCGAUCGGGAAAGGAACUUUCACCGCUUCCUCGAUGACGCUUUUUUGUACACCUUGCGAUUAUGCGAGUUGUAACGUCAACGUAUCCUUGAUCCUCAACGGCCUCGAGAGUAUUGAAGGCGUAUUUCUAUCCAGGAUACCGAUAAGGAACUGCAAUGUAACGUCCAUAGAGGAGGAAAUUUUAGAAUGCUCGCCGGCCGACAGCAUCGCCGAGGAUCUAGCCGUGUCCUGCGCGCCACGAUCCAGGAUCGCCGGCGCGGGAACGAAGGCGCGCCGCUUCGACUGGAGCUUCCUGUUCGUCGCGGUAUUCAUAGUCGCCGGUGGAUUAGGAAACAUAUUGGUUUGUCUAGCGGUGGGGCUCGACAGGAAGCUCCACAAUGUGACGAACUAUUUCCUGCUGUCGCUGGCCGUAGCCGAUCUCCUCGUCAGCCUCUUCGUCAUGCCUCUGGGCGCCAUACCUGGUUUCCUGGGGUAUUGGCCGUUCGGCGUGGUGUGGUGCAACGUAUACGUGACAUGCGACGUGCUCGCGUGUUCGGCGAGCAUAAUGCACAUGUGCUUCAUCUCCCUCGGCCGUUACCUGGGUAUCCGUAAUCCGCUCAGGACACGUCACACAUCCACGAAACGAAUGGUGGGCUUCAAGAUCGCCGCGGUCUGGCUACUGGCCAUGCUAGUCUCCAGCUCCAUCACAGUGUUAGGCGUAAUUAAUCCCUCAAACAUCAUGCCGCGGCCGGGGGUAUGCGUCAUCAAUAACCGGGCGUUCUUCGUGUUCGGCUCCCUGAUCGCCUUCUACAUCCCUAUGAUCGUCAUGGUGGCCACUUACGUUCUGACGGUGCAGCUGCUGCGCAAAAAAGCCCGAUUCGCGGCCGAGAACCCGGAGGGCGAUCAGUUUCGUCGGCUAGGCGGCAGAUACGCGUCCACAAAAACGACAUCAUCGACAGCGUCAUCGUCUAGCACAACCACCGCGGUCACCGCCGUGCGAUCAUCGACUUCCUCGACAAGACAGGUUCGCACUUCCGGCUGCAGCGCGGAAAAGGAGAGCGACAAAUGCGGUGGUGUGAGAAAGGUCACGCCGCAUUUGAAGUUAGCAGUGAACGGCGCCGGAAGUCCCGCCGCAGGACCUCGGCUCAAGUCGAAAGUGGAUCAGGCUACCCAAACGCCGGAGAACAUCGCGCGCGAAACACGGAAUUUCACCCUCCGGGCCCUGAAGCUGCAAUUGAACGUCACGCCGACCACGCUGAAUCUCAGGUUUCUGGCGGGCCGAACGAAAAAGAGAUCCCUGGCCGCGAACGCGGUCGCGACCGAGCAGAAAGCCAGCAAAGUUCUAGGACUGGUGUUUUUCACCUUCGUGCUGUGCUGGGCGCCAUUCUUCCUACUUAAUAUUUUCUUCGCCGCGUGUCCCAAGUGCCCCGUACCGAGACACGUGGUGGAUACGUUCCUCUGGCUGGGCUACGUGUCCUCGACAAUCAAUCCAAUCAUCUAUACCAUUUUCAAUAGAAUCUUUCGAGCCGCGUUCAUUCGCUUACUCAAGUGCAAGUGUUCAAGGUCUACGAGGCCCUCAAGAUAUCGUUCGGUCACGGGAAGCGGAAGGGGAGCGGUGGGCCUGUGCACAACGAGUGCUCUGCCACUGGCCAUCAGUCUUCAAGGUACACCCUUACUAACCCCAACACCGAACCCUACAUCGACCCCGGCGUCGGGAAGCUCGUUUGUCACGAUGAUGCACCGAACGCCAAGCUCGCUGUACCAAGAUACCUUCUUGAUUCAUGAACGCGAUCAGGAAAUCGACGAUCAUUAAAUCUUCAUCGGCUACCCAGGGGAUCACACUGCACAACACUGUUUUUGUCCUCUUCGCAAAAAACACCGACCCUUAAUCGAAAAAUCAAUGUACAUAGAAUGUAAAUAAAGUUUGUUGUAUAAGUGGCUACGAUAAUGUUUGUUACUCGAGAACUAUGCGUGCAAUAUUUCAGUUUGCAGAUUCUAAUUCUGCUUCUUCUUAAGUCGCCUACAGUUACCUGAUUAAUUAAGUUUCCUGACUAAUUGAUAUCAAGCAAGAAGAUAAAAGGAAGCUUUUAAGUUUGUUGUGCAGUGUUAUCGAACAGAGAGGCUAAAAGUAGCUUUCUGUUGGCAAAUUCUUAAAGUUGCUUAAUUAUUGUCUAUUGUAGAAAUGAAAUUGAGAUAUCUAUGUAGGAAACAAAAUAAAACAUUACUAUUUUAGCGCGA
This is a messenger RNA of Monomorium pharaonis (pharaoh ant), 4671 nucleotides long. It is a transcript of the gene 5-HT2A, whose product is annotated as 5-hydroxytryptamine receptor 2B. The transcript has 8 exons. Gene Ontology annotation, cellular component: dendrite; membrane. Lineage: Eukaryota; Metazoa; Arthropoda; Insecta; Hymenoptera; Formicidae. Gene Ontology annotation, biological process: serotonin receptor signaling pathway; chemical synaptic transmission; G protein-coupled receptor signaling pathway, coupled to cyclic nucleotide second messenger. Gene Ontology annotation, molecular function: neurotransmitter receptor activity; serotonin binding; G protein-coupled serotonin receptor activity. The coding region runs from base 2315 to 4246 and encodes 643 amino acids. The record is from RefSeq and is a predicted model, not a curated record.